Molecule: messenger RNA, 512 nt
Organism: Mycotypha africana
Lineage: Eukaryota; Fungi; Mucoromycota; Mucoromycetes; Mucorales; Mycotyphaceae
Exons: 3
Coding region: 69-512 (147 amino acids)
Source: RefSeq, a predicted model, not a curated record
UGUUGUAUCCAACAGCAUAUUACUCUUGGAUUAUUACAUAAUACUGAAAUAAGAGACUACAGAUCCUUAUGAAGGUUAGAAUAACCGCGAGUGAUAGAUUUGUCAGAACAAUUCUUUUCUUUUACGGAAGAAUAUUUCAUCUGUACAUCCGAGACAACAUUGUAUUAUAUUUGGAUUUGAUUAAAUCAGAUAACUUUAUUCAGCAGAUCAAACCACAAUACAUAAAUCUAAUCUACUUAAGCUAUUAUCUAACUUGUGGAUCCCUUACUUUAACUCUUUACAUUCUGACAGAAUUCAAUAAGACUGAAAUGGAGAUAUCGGCAGAAGUAAAGAUGAUUUAUCCUAUCCGUCCCAUUAGUCAUAAUGAAUCUGCCGAGGUAUUGGUUAAAGGAACCGUUAGCCAGAUCAGCUCAUCACUUACCUUCUUAUACCUAUCCAAUCGGUCAAGGCACCGCUCUAGCAUGAUGAACCGUGCAGUAACAAUUGGCUUUCGAGAUGAGAAGAGAGUAUAA